UAUUGAGCAUCUAUCAGUUCAAAAUUUGGACCAAGUUAACAUCCUUCCCCAAAGCCGUUUUUUUGGGAUGAUGUUAACUUGGUUCUAAGUUGGGAUUUUUCAGCCAAUCAGAAUCGAGCAUUUUACAUGCAGCGCUUAAUAAAUAUAAUUUAUAUAAAGUGCUGGGGUGUAGGAUCUUAACUUGGUCUCUUGGGGGGGAUGUUAAUUUGAUCCUAAAAUUUGGUCAAUAUAUAUGUCCAAUGUCUCUACAAAUUGUAGGAAUAACCAUGUUCCAGCGAUACGUGCUAGCCGAAGAAUGUUGUUGCAAAGUAAUUAUUACGUCAGAAGAGUGUGAUGAGGAAAUUGCUAUGUAUGCGAAGCAAAACAGCAGAGUUGUCGUCGCCAUUAUUGCACAAGAUAGUGACUUCGUCAUUUACAACGCAGCACAAUAUUAUCUUUCGGCGAGUCAUUUAGACCUGAAUAAAAUGACCACUAAUGUGUAUAGCAGCGAGGAGCUGGUAAAUUGUAACAACUUGGAUGACCCGCAGUGGUUACCCGUCAUUGCAGCUUUGUUAGGAAAUGACUACUUGUCUCAAUACCGUUUGACGGCAUUUCAUCGGCGCAUCACCAACUGGCAAGAAGAUUGUUACAUCCCGCAUUCUCAUCUGAUCCCAGCAGUCGCCAAAAUUGUCACCAACAAGUUAGAACUCACAAUGUCAGUCGAUGACAUGUCAACCAUUCUAAACAAAGAAGUGUUCGAGGAAUCUGCAAGCGAUGAAAAUGAACUAGCAAUAAAGAACGCUUUGAAAAGUUUUUACCUGCUGAAUACACCUUCAGAGUCGAAGAAAAAUGAAUUAGACGAAUAUUCGGGUAAAUUGUUGAAAGCGAUGAGGAAACAUUCUAACUUCGACCCGAUGUCAGAGCAAGUCUUAGUGCAUCAAUGCGUUCAAUACACUAAUGCUCUCGAAGAUUUAAAUUCACGAUCAAAAAAAGGCUCUCGAAGUUUAAAUUCGCCCUUAAAAAAACCUUUAGUUUUGAUUUUUAGACCAAUAAAUUUGCGAUUCGUGGGAAUUUUGCGCAAACAUCAGCAGGAAAUACCUGGGAAAGACUCAGUCGACGAAUAUGCUGUUCAUUCAGCGGAAUCAGUUAAGCAUCCUAAUAAAGUAGAGGUGUCUUUUCCGCCCUUUGAUUUCGACUUAUUGGAGUUGACUGAAAGUAAUGAUACUACACUAGUUUCAGAGAAACUAAAAAUUUUUCUGUGGGCGGUAACGGGUAAAAAUUUAUUCACUGUCAUAAAUGAAGAGAGCGAAGUGGGGAGAACGUCUGAACAGUCAGAAAUGGAGAGAAAGUUUCUCAGUAUCAAACCGAAAUUUUCCAUUGUCUCACUUGUCCUUUAUUAUUUGUAUCGAUGCGAAAAUAUUUUAAAGCUGGAAGAUAUCGAUCUUUUCGUUACGAUGUUUGUCAUUUUGGAUUCAGAAUCAGCAACGAGAAUGAAUGAUUCUGAAUUGGAUUCUGAUCUGAAGGUAACGAAGAAAAUUAGAGCACAACCGGAUUACAAGGCAGUGCAUCUAGCUACUGUUUUUAACUGGGGAGUUGAGGCGAUAGGUAGAGUUGCAUCAGUUUUUGGCCCAUUUUUGCCAUCUUCCUCAUUCGCACACCAUAACUUUUUUGACGGUAUAUUAUUCCAGAAAAUAUUCAUGGGCAAAAUAAUAAUUGACAAGUCAAGCGAAAGUGAAGCAGCCAAAACAACAAGAGCGGCAAUAUUUGACUUCAUGAAAUUGGAAUCUUGAUUCGUAAGAUGUAAUAAAACUUGUAUAUAUUCGAAUAAUGUUUUGAAAAGUUACAGUAAUGAUUUCAUACUUAAUAUGAAGUUAACAGCUAUGGUAAAAAAAUUUUAAAUAAAAUAUUAUUCCAAUUUACCACAUUAAUUUCUCUGCAAUCUCUAUAAAUAUAUGGUCUAUAUAUUGGUACAUGGUUGAUGAAAUAACUUUUUUUCCAGUAAUCAAUUGCUUUUACACUCUAUUGUAUGGGAUUCGUGUCCCGACUGUACGGCUGCCUUUGCACCCUAUGUUCUGGGUUUAUAAUGUAUUUGACUCUUCGAUCAAUUGUUAAAAUAGUUU
Symsagittifera roscoffensis is the source of this 2099-nucleotide messenger RNA. RefSeq lists its product as uncharacterized. The record is from RefSeq and is a predicted model, not a curated record. NCBI's taxonomy places the organism in Eukaryota, Metazoa, Xenacoelomorpha, Acoela, Convolutidae. Bases 240 to 1769 code for a protein of 509 amino acids. The transcript has 2 exons. Gene Ontology annotation, cellular component: nucleus.